Molecule: messenger RNA, 1441 nt
Organism: Rhinichthys klamathensis goyatoka
Lineage: Eukaryota; Metazoa; Chordata; Actinopteri; Cypriniformes; Leuciscidae
Product: Gamma-secretase subunit Aph-1b-like
Exons: 7
Coding region: 183-950 (255 amino acids)
Biological process (GO): positive regulation of catalytic activity; protein processing; Notch signaling pathway
Cellular component (GO): gamma-secretase complex; endoplasmic reticulum; membrane
Molecular function (GO): protein-macromolecule adaptor activity
Source: RefSeq, a predicted model, not a curated record
UUGAUGGACCGAUUCUGAAUGUGUCUGUGUAGGGGAAUUCUGGGAUCAGUAUUGUAUUGUAACGCUCUUAAAACGAUCUCUGAUUGAUGGAGAAUUAAGUGAAUCUGUCUCUAGGCAUUGUUCGUGUUUGGUGUGUUUGUGUUCGACUGUUGACUGUGUGAAGGGGAAGGUGCUCGUCCAGAAUGACUCUGGCAGUGUUUUUUGGCUGUGCGUUCAUAGCGUUUGGUCCAGCUUUCUCCCUGUUUGUGUUCACUAUCGUCAAAGAUCCGCUGAGAAUCAUCAUUCUGAUCGCAGGGGCGUUCUUCUGGCUGCUGUCUCUGCUGCUGUCCUCUCUGGUGUGGUUCAUCGCUGUGAAGGCCAGUAACGGGGCGCAGGACCCCACCCUGCACAGGGCACUGCUGAUUUUUGGGGUUUUCUUCUCGGUCUUGCUCCAGGAAGUGUUUCGCUUUGCCUACUACAGACUGCUUAGGAAGGCCAACGAGGGUCUGGCAGCCAUUAGUGAUGAGGACGGUUUGGACAUCUCGGUCCGGCAGAUGGCUUACGUGGCUGGACUGGGCUUUGGCAUCAUGAGUGGUGCGUUCUCCAUGAUCAACAUCCUGUCCGACUCUCUGGGUCCCGGGACGGUCGGCAUCUUCGGAGACUCUCAGUAUUACUUCAUUACAGCAGCGCUGAUGACCCUGGCGCUGACGCUGCUGCACACUUUUUGGGGUGUUGUGUUCUUCGAGGGCUGUGAGAAGAGCCGCUGGUGGGUCAUCGCUGCUGUCGUCGCUCUACACCUGCUCGUCGCUGGCCUGUCUCUGUUGAACCCGCUGUAUGAAGGCAGUCUUCCUCCAGUGUACGGCAUCACGCUCCUGAUGGCCAUCUGGGCCUUCUUCUCAUCUGGAGGAUCUCUACACAACCUUAACGCACUCUGCACACGCAGGAAAGCUGAAGGCGAAUCUACACAGUGAGAUCCAGGCUCGGCUGAACGACAGGAGUGUGUGUGAAGAGCACAUCGGCGGAUCCGAACCCUGAGGAGACCCAGACACACAUCGGACACACUCAGACGGGACACUCUCACGCAAACACUGUAUAUAGCUUGAUCUCCAUGCAAAUCAAUCAGACUGAUCUUUAAUAUUAUUUUGUUUUAAAAGCAACAUUCUCUGGCUCUUCUUGUGAAUGUUUGUGGUUUUGAGUUUUCUUAAUUGAUGUCCUUUACAUUUUGAAUGAAGCCUUAUUGUAGAGCCACUGUUAGACCGAGGAAGUGUUCGAAACAGCUCCUCUUUCACUCAUGUCAUCAUCAUCAUCAUCAUUAUUAGUAUUAGUCAAGAUCAUUUCCAUUUAUUGGCAUUGAAGGCCUUUCAUAUUUGUACUGUACAUUCUGGAACACGUUCUUCGUGACAGAUGAAUGCACAACGAGAACAUUUAACUUUUACGCCGUUCUCAAACUGAACAAAUGUCU